This is a messenger RNA of Phoenix dactylifera (date palm), 2927 nucleotides long. RefSeq lists its product as uncharacterized. NCBI's taxonomy places the organism in Eukaryota, Viridiplantae, Streptophyta, Magnoliopsida, Arecales, Arecaceae. The record is from RefSeq and is a predicted model, not a curated record.
CCCCCAAUAAUAGCACCAGAGCGAGGCCAAAUUACUUCUCGCCUCGAUCCAAAGCUCGCUAUCGGUCCUCGUGGAUUCCUCCGCUCUCGUAGAACUCUCUUCCGAUUUCUUCUCUCUUUGAGGAUUUUAGAUCCCUCCACGGCUCCCCUUUCGAUCUCUUGAAGGCGUUCGGGAUUAAUGAAGUUUAGAGAUUUUUCAACCAGAAGUAAACGGCUCCCUGGAAAUUCAAUUUUCUGCUUCACGUCAGCUGUUCUUCCAAUAUGAUUUUAUCUGUGAAAUGUUAUCAAAUGUGCUGAGAAUGCAGUAGCCUCUUGACCAUAAGUUCAUCUCUGAUCAACUCAGUGUCACAGUCAUGGACCGGGCAGACACAUCAGGCUUUGUCAGUGGUGGAGGCUGUUGUGAAUCAAGAUUUGAUACCUAUUUCCAUUACAUAUAUAUAUCACUUGACUAGUUUCUCAUUCUGUGGUGAAGUUUUAAUAAUGCACUGUUAGGAGAUUGACAGGCAUCUUCUGCUCCAACUUCUUCCUAAAUCCACCAUAAUUGAUUUCUCCUGCACGCUUUAUAUUAAACAGAAUGGAUCUUAACAUGACUGAGGUCUUCUUACAUGGAACGGAACCUUUGAUGAUUACUUCAGUCACGCAAACAGCUCACAUCUCCACUUGUGGCAGGAAUGACAACUUGGGCGAUACCACUUUACGUCUUGACUGCCUUGGGAAUGGAAUUAACAACACCUGUAGAAGAGUCCAUUCUCAGAGCAAUUCUGAUCUUUCUUCACAGGAUGAUGGAUGUAGACUGGUCCUUGGACUGGGUCCAACUCCAAAUAGCUAUUCUGCUGAUUAUUAUCCAUCUGGGAUUAACAAAGCCAAACGAUCUAUGAGCUUAUUUGGCCAGUGUUUUCCCGGACCGGAUGCUGCAAUGUUAAAGCUGGGACUUUCAGGUGGGAAUUCAGAAACUAUCCCAGCCCUGGCCCAGAGCAAUCAUGAAACUCUGUCGCCUCAGGUGAGCCCUGGCCCUCCUGCCAAAAGAAGCCUGCCCGUUCCAAUUGUUGAUGAGGGUUCAACUUCAGCCAAGAGGAAAUCAGGUGGAUAUAUGCCUUCUCUACUGUUUGCUCCAAGGUUGGGCAGUCUUAAUACUAAGGAAACCACACCAGAAACCACGGAACUAUUGGAUCUGGGAAGUGAUGGAAGUACCCAUAAACAUCACAGUUCUCAUCAUCAGCUUCAGUUCAGUCCUGAAUCUUCUGCCACAACUGAUGGUUCCAUGAGUGCAAUCUCUGAGCCCAUGAUUGCUGAUGUUGUGGCUGCUGAUACGACGAGUCAUCACCAUCAUCCGAAGAAGUGCAGAUUCAAUGGAUGUUCUAGAGGUGCAAGAGGAUCAUCUGGACUCUGCAUAGGUCAUGGAGGUGGACAAAGGUGCCAGAAACCUGGCUGCAACAAAGGAGCUGAGAGUCGAACAGCAUACUGCAAGGCCCAUGGUGGAGGGAGGCGGUGCCAGCGGCUUGGAUGCACUAAGAGUGCAGAGGGAAAGACGGACUUCUGCAUUGCUCAUGGUGGGGGCCGUCGGUGUGGUAAUCCAGGGUGCACCAAAGCAGCACGCGGCAAAUCCGGGCUGUGUAUCAGGCAUGGUGGAGGAAAGAGGUGCACGGUAGAGGGCUGCACCCGUAGUGCUGAGGGCCAGGCAGGGUUGUGCAUCUCCCAUGGAGGGGGUCGCCGAUGCCACUUCCCAGGCUGCUGUAAGGGUGCGCAGGGGAGCACCAUGUUCUGCAAGGCCCAUGGUGGGGGUAAGAGGUGCAUCUUCGAAGGGUGUACCAAAGGGGCAGAGGGGAGCACUCCAUUAUGCAAGGGCCAUGGUGGGGGCAAGCGGUGCCGCUUCGAGGGAGGUGGUGUCUGCCCAAAGAGUGUCCAUGGCGGCACUGAUUUCUGUGUGGCCCAUGGAGGAGGGAAGCGAUGUGCUGUGCCAGGAUGCACAAAGAGUGCCCGUGGCCGCACUGAUUGCUGUGUGAAGCAUGGAGGGGGGAAACGGUGCAAGUUUUUGGGAUGUGGGAAGAGUGCCCAGGGGAGCACCGAUUUCUGUAAGGCCCAUGGUGGGGGAAAACGCUGCACCUGGGACCAGGGGUGCGAGAAGUUUGCAAGGGGGAAGAGCGGUCUCUGUGCAGCCCAUGGGAGCUUGAUGCUCUCACAGCAGGAGCGUGAGGCUGGGAAUAGUGGGAGCAUGAUUGGUCCCGGUCUCUUCCAUGGGAUAGUCUCCACUUCAACAACUGUGAGAAGCAGCAUCGACAACGAGCACCCAUCUUCAGUCAUGAGCACCAUAUCAGACUGUGCCGAGUCGCAAGAGAGCAUGAGGAGGAUGCAUCUCAUACCACCUCAGGUGCUGGUUCCACUCUCCAUGAAAUCCUCCUCACCAUCAUCUGGGCUUACUGAUGUGGACAGAGAUGGAGCAGGGAGCCAGGAGAAGAGCUUUGGAUUUGUGAUCCCUGAGGGAAGAGUGCAUGGUGGUGGUUUGAUGUCUUUGCUUGGGAGAAAUCUCAAUAAUGCUUUUGGUGGAAGGGUGUGAGCUUGGCCAGAUGAAUAAUGUUCUAAAUAACUCAAUUGUCCUAUUGGGAGGGAUAAAAGGGGGUUGAUUAGAAUCAGAUGUCUAUAUUAUAGGUGCUGCAUUUGUCGUUUCGAGCUCUAUAAAUUCUAGUCUGGUUUGGUUGUUGUUAGCUUCACUAUGUCGAACUACUUCAUGGCUUGGAAUUGUGUUUGAACAUAGGUGAUGGUGAUGUAAUGAGUUCUGAAAUCUUUCAAUCCUCUAAGCUUUCAGACUUCAAGUCUUGUUAGCAAGGGUGCUGUGUGAUUCAACUAAUGAUUCUAUUCCUCUGGAAUGUUUGAGGAUUCCCAUUUGAAUGUUUGUUUACUAUGGGCUGAAGAUUAAAACUAGUUAUGUUA